This is a messenger RNA of Candidozyma haemuli, 903 nucleotides long. RefSeq names its product urea carboxylase-associated family protein. The coding region runs from base 1 to 903 and encodes 300 amino acids. NCBI's taxonomy places the organism in Eukaryota, Fungi, Ascomycota, Pichiomycetes, Serinales, Metschnikowiaceae. The record is from RefSeq and is a predicted model, not a curated record. The transcript has a single exon.
AUGACAGACACUUCUGUGAGCUCCCAGACUCCCGAACGUACCACCUACGGCGUGCCCAAGCCAAAGGCUGCCUACUUCCCCCAGCCUGGGUCGAAGAUCUAUGCUGAUAAAGAGCUCUAUACCAAGAUCGCCAAUGCUCCAAAGACCAAGGUUGAGUCUCAUUUGUGUGCUCCUCGCCUGGGCAUUGCAGUGAGAGUGCCAGCCAAGUCGGUGUUUCGUCUUACGACGCCCGAGGGGCCUCAGGUGUGUGACUUGAACAUCUGGAACUUUCAUAACCCAAGAGAACGCUUCUGGGCGGCCAGAACCAGACAAUUGCACCUGGCUCACGUUUCCACCCACGAUAGGUUGUGGUCGAUCUUGCCUUUCUUGAGACCGUUGGCCACAAUCACUGCUGAUACUUUGGGUGGCAGACACGAUGAGUGGGGCGGAAGAAUCCACGACACUUUGGGCACCCGUUGCGACCCUUAUGUGGAUAAACUUAUUUCUGGCGAGGAUAACGAUUUCCAUUGUCACUCAAACUUGACUCGUGCUGUUUUCCCGUACGGACUCACCGAGUUUGACGUUCACGAUGUGUUGAACGUUUUUCAAGUGACGGGUUUGACCGAACAGGACCAGUACUUUAUGGAGGCCCUGCCAGCGCUGAAGGGUGACUAUUUUGAAAUGUUUGCCGAGCAGGAGUUGCUUGUGGCUAUUUCUGCUUGUCCAGGUGGCGAUUUGAGCAACUGGGAUUGGGGUGAGAAGGAAGGUGGUGAUACCAAAAUGGUCGACAACUGUAGACCGUUAGGAAUCGAGAUUUACAAGUUGGAUAAUGAGGAGGAUACUUUAAAUGACUGGAAGGAGCCAGAGUAUGCUCCAUAUAAGGGUCGCCAUGGCUUCAACACUCCAGUUUACCUGGCGAACUAA